Molecule: messenger RNA, 4394 nt
Organism: Mesocricetus auratus (golden hamster)
Lineage: Eukaryota; Metazoa; Chordata; Mammalia; Rodentia; Cricetidae
Gene: Faslg
Product: Fas ligand
Exons: 6
Coding region: 1435-2274 (279 amino acids)
Biological process (GO): immune response; extrinsic apoptotic signaling pathway via death domain receptors; positive regulation of canonical NF-kappaB signal transduction
Cellular component (GO): membrane
Molecular function (GO): tumor necrosis factor receptor binding
Source: RefSeq, a predicted model, not a curated record
UGAGGGAAAAAUCAGAACUGUGUCUAGGUGAAAAAAAAUAAGACAGGCAUGGACGACUGGAAUCAUGAGUUUGCUGGAAGAGUGACCACAGGAAAAAGAGAUUGGAUUUGCAGCUGGGGUGAGACAGGGUGACAGCAGCAGGAAAAUGACUCUUUAGGAGUAGGUUUGGCAUGAGUGAGAGAGGCAGGAUGAUCAUCUCAGAAACCCCAAAACAUGAGAUAAAACUACAAAUAGUUAGAACAUACAGAGCUUGCCCAAAAAGGCAGAUUUAUAUGGCUUAUAUGGAAAAGUGAUGGGAAUGGAAGCUGAGUUCUUAGAAGUUAUUAGACAUAAUGCUUUGUGUGUGGUCAGAGAGUGAAGUCAACCCAGGCAGUUUUAGAAGGGCAUAAGACAUGUAGUUGAUUUUGCUGUAAUUGUUGAAUAAAGUUUUAGCAUGUUUUGUGUGAUGUAUAAGGCACACAUGGCAUAAAAUUUAUUUGUUGUUUAUCCCAGACUCUUAUAAAUUGGGUGCCUGAAGUUUCAUCUGGUGACCAUAACAGGGAUUACAAUGAUAGAUGAUUACAGAGACUUGGAAAGCCACUUCUCAGGGGAAAUGGGAUAGGAGGCACAAUGGGUCAGCCUGGACCACCUGAGGCUCAUUCCUGGUGGCAGACGACUGAUGUCCAGAGACAGCUAGGGGUGUCUAGUAUUCCACUGUUUAGAAUAGAAGUAUGUAGUUUUAAUGUGUGCGAUCCCAGUUUUGAAAGUGAGCAAUUAAUGGAAGGAAAAACACCGUUGAUAGGAAAGCAAUCUUGUGGUACCACAGGACACAUGGGCCGGUGGUUUGCAACCUCUGAUCUAAUCUGUGGAAUGGGUGGGGCAGGUUUUACCCUCUCAACUAUGAAAUGAUGGUGACCUGCAAGGCUAUGGUAGGUAGUAUUCGGUUGAGGGAAGGAACAGCAGCAGAGGAUUAAAUUCCCCAUGCAAAAGCUAAGAUGUGGAGAUAGCUUCUGUUGUCAAACUGUGGUUUUCCUCCUGAGCAUCAGCUCCAAAACGCCACACAGUUCAUUCCCUGCAGCUAGAGAACAGCUAAUGUUCUCAAGGUGAAUCCAGUGCUGACUUGCUGAACCGGACCUCAGGCAGGCACUUCUCAACCUUCUCAGGCAGCACAGAAACGCCAAUUGGAAUUUCGAAGACUUUCGUCAGAAAUUUGUGGGCGGAAACUUCCUGGGGUUGCUGAGAGCUUUUUGAGGCUUCUCAGCUUCGGAUGCAAAGUGAGUGCCUGUCUCACAAAGAAGCAAAGAGAGAGGGUGUUUCCCUUGACUGUGGAAACUUCAUAAAGAGAACGCAGCACUUACCUUCUCUGGAACAGUCGGCUUCAGGAGUCCUGUUCUCCACACUUCAAGAGUCUCCGCAAGACUGUGAGAAGAAAACUCUUACGCUGAGCAGGGUGGCAUGCAGCAGCCUGGGGAUUACGCAUGCCCCCAAAUUUUUUGGGUGGACAACAAUGCCACUUCUCCUUGGGCUCCUCCAGGGUCAGUUUUUUCCUGUUCAUCCUCUGUGCCUGGAAGGCCAGACCAAAGGAGACCACCACCACCUCCACCACCAAUACCACCUCCAUCACAACCACCACCACCCCCACUGCUGCCAAUGCCCCCUCUAAAGAAGAGGAAGGACCACAGCAUAGAUCAAUGGCUACCGGUGGUAUUUUUCAUGGUUCUGGCGGCUUUGGUUGGAUUGGGGUUAGGAAUGUAUCAGCUCUUCCAUCUGCAGAAGGAGCUGGCAGAACUACGUGAGCUCACCAACCAAAGCCUUAAAGUAUCAUCUUCUGAAAAGCAAAUAUUCCACCCGAGUCAACCCUCUGAAAAACAAGAGCCAAGGUGUGUGGCCCAUUUAACAGGCAACCCCAGCUCAAGGUCUGUCCUUCUGGAGUGGGAAGACAUAUAUGGAACUGCUCUGAUCUCUGGAGUGAAGUAUAAGAAAGGUGGCCUUGUGAUCAAUGACUCUGGGCUGUACUUUGUAUAUUCCAAAGUAUACUUCCGGGAUCAUUCUUGCAACAAUCAGCCCCUAAGUCACAAGGUCUACAUGAGGAACUCUAAGUAUCUUGGGGAUAUGGUGCUAAUGGAGGAGAAGAAAUUGAACUACUGUGCUACUGGCCAGAUGUGGGCCCACAGCAGCUAUCUGGGGGCAGUAUUCAAUCUUACCAGUGCUGACCGUUUAUAUGUCAAUGUAUCUCGACUCUCUCUGAUUAAUUUUGAGGAAUCUAAGACCUUUUUCGGCUUAUAUAAGCUUUAAAAGAAAAAACACUUUAGAAUUAUUCAUUAUUCCCUUUUAUGGGUAUUGGGAAUAUUGUCUUCAGUGAGAGUCUUUUUAAGACCAAUUGAGAUUAAUUGAGACAACGUAAGCCACAAAGACCUCGUGAUCACAAGGUUCAGCCGGUCAACUUUCCUUCAUUUCCCAGAAGUCCAUGAAGUAGUCCUUAAUGCCUCCAUUGUGAGCCAGAUGGAAGGAGGACUGUGGCCGAGGAAAUAAAGCUUUGGGCUGCCAUGUGAUGAUGCAGAGGCACAGAGAAGGAGCUAUCUGAUGUCAAAUGGCCAAGAACAUUUUAGCCAUUGAAGAGGACACUUUUCAACUCACCUUUCAGGGUGGGUCUACUCGCUACCUCAGAAGAGGCCAUCUUUUAGACACAUAGUUAUGAUCUAAAUAUACAAGGGAUGAGAAAGAGGGCCAUGUUUGACUGAUAAGCUAGAGACUGGAAGAGGCCAAUGUCUCAUUGGCAGCAUCUUUACUUUUAACUGGUGUUUUCUGAGCCAACCUUUGAUGCUAACAGAGAACUAAGAGGGAUGUUUGAGGCACAAAUCAUUCCCUAUACAGCAUGUGUAUCUCCAGUGCAAUGGUGUCUGUGUGUUUGUAUGUAUGAGAGAGCAGACAGACAGAUUCUAGAGAAUCGUAUAAAUAGAACGUGUGCAUUAUGAAGUACAUAUUAGAAACAUAUGUGUUACAUUUGAUGGUAGAUAUCUGAAUGUUUCUUGGCAAUAAACUCUAAUAGUCUUCAAAAAUCUUUUAUUAUCAGCUUCUGAUGCUGUUUUCCUUUAAUAGAACUAGUAUUUAUAUAUUUUGUGCAUCUUAGUGAAGAAAAGACAAAUAAACAUUAUAUUGUAGAAUAUAGAAAAGUAUUAAGGUUACAGUAUUUGGAAAUCAGUGAGAUGUGAGAUGUGCUUGUUGUUUCUUUUCUCCAUGGUUUCUUCAUUCGUUAUGACUUUGGAGCAUUCUGAGAAAGAUUUGCAAGGUGCCUUUAUAAGGACUAGACUAAAAAUCAAACUUCUCCAAUGGAAUCUCAAAUAAAGCAUACUUCAGGGCAAAGCCCGGGAGUAGUUGGACAACAUCAAAUAAGAUCAAUGGUAUUUCUGUGGGCUUUUUUCUCCUUUUGCUUUGUUUGGGCAUUUUUGGUCUUAUUAGCCCUUUACUUGUUUAUUUUGAUGUCUAUUUUGGUGAGGUGACGUGUGUGUGUGUGUGUGUGUGUGUGUGUGUGUGUGUGCAUAAGAGUGAGAGUUGAUUUUAUAUUUGUUUGCUGGGUAGGUGAGAUGGCUCAGCAGGCAAAGGUACUUGCCUAGCAAAAACUAGUCUCCUGAGGUUAAUCCACAGAAACCAUGUAAGGUGGGAAGAAAAAACUGGUUCCACAAAGUUGUCUUCUGACCUCCACACAUGUGGUAUGACAUAUGUGCCUACACACAUAUCACACACACACACACACACCAUGUAUUUAUAAACACAUGCACAGCGAAAAUUAAGAUUUCUUGUUCUUUAAAUCUUUCCAUAAGAUCCAUGUAGAAAAAUAUAAUCAACUGUAAAAAUUACCUGUGUGAACAACAGAAAGGAAAAUAUCUUUAGAAGUAUGAAAGUAAAAGAAUACAAUUUUAUAUUAGCCAUAGUCUUUAAAUAUUAGUUUAUAUGGGUGGUCGUGGUGCACACUUUUAAUCCCAGCUCUCAGGAGGCAGAGGCAGGCAGAUCUCUGUGAGGUUGAGGCCAGCCUGGUCUACAAAGCUACACAGAGAAACUCUGUCUCAGAAAAAAAGAGCAAAACUUAGUUUAUAGUUGUUAUACACAUAAAAGCAACUGGUUCAUUUCAGACUCCUUAUAUAUGCUGGUUGAGAUACUGAAUAUAUUCUCUACCCAUUAUGUACAAAGUCUAGUAUGAUUAGCCAUGUUUUAAUUAGCAUUCAAAGUAAUGGGACUCACAACAUACUCAUACAUCCAUAUCAUGUAUUUUACUCAUAUUAAUUUCCAGCUACAUUCCCUUGUUCCUCUAUCUCCUUUCCUACUGGUCCCCUUUCCCUGUUUUCUUGUCAUGAAUAGGUACAUAUACUUAAGUCUAUGUUCUCAAUCUGAAAUAAAACACUGUACUUUCCAUUUGA